UGUAUGUGUCAAAUUAGAAAUCAAAAAUGUCAGCAUGCUCACUUAAUUUUAACAGUCGAUUUAUCUGCAAAGCUAACAUUGUUAUCGAUAAGUUCGGUUGCAUCCUUGAACUGGAAUAACAAACCGCGCCACGACCGGCAAGUUGCUGCCUAACAAUUGAGCGAAGAACAAACAAAUAAAAUCCUCACCAUGUCCAACGCAGCAAUGUUGAGCUGCAAGUUGGCGCUGUUCAGACGAUGUGUCCGCGCCGUGCUCCUCAGUGUGGCAGUUCAAUUUCUGCUGCUGGCAAUAUUUCUGCUUUUCGUCAACUUUGAAUUGUGGCAUCCACUGCAAUGGGUGGCGGGAACCUUGCGUCUGGUGUGCAGCUUCUACACGUGGUUUGCCAGCAUUCCGCUUAUUGGUGCCGUCGUGCUCUACGGCAUUACGCUGUCCCAGCAACAUCUCGCCGAGCGUCGCUAUUGCAGUACUCGAUAUCGCUGGAUACUCAACAAUGGACCCAGGAAGCUGUUGUUCCUAGGUGCACAUCUGUUGGUUGGUUAUCUGACAGCCUGGCUCUACACUGGCUACCUCCACAGUGACUAUCGUCACCUGCUAUAUCGUUGUUAUGGCCGGGAUUGUCUCAGCUCCUACCACGUCUAUCUACUCGGCAUGGGCAUUGCUGCCGGCUGCUAUUACUUUGUGUCCGUGCAUCUGCACUACGAGGUGACCAUCGACUACCCUAUCGUCGAGCAAUCGAGUCCAAAAAAGCUGCGUGAGCUGCUCUUCGCCACACUGAAGACUGCGCCCAUCAAUUCGUUGUUGCCCACGCUGAGCUAUUCGCUGAUAUUUGCACUGCUGGGUAGCUUUGCGAGGCAGCGCUUCAGCCACUUACUGGGUGUGGAUGCGGACGAUCGUCUAGUGAGCAUCUUGGAUGUGGCCAGUAAUGUGCGUUGUCUAUUCUACGCCUGGCUGCUCAGCUCUCAGAUACUAAGCAAUAUGCAUCUGAUGAAACGCUUCUAUGCCAUGCUGCUGUCCGAGGAGCUACCGUUGAUUGUGUCGCGCAAUCGUUUGGCCAGCGACAAACAGCCAGAGGUUACCGUUGUGACUGGCCUUGGACUCUUCAAUAUCUAUGUGGUACAAUGUUUAGCUGCGCAUUUCCUUUAUGCCGCUUCCAAGCGAAAGGAUUCCCCGGUGCGCCGAGAGAUCUUUCAGCUAACCGAGCCCGGCAAUCGGCCAGCCAAUUGGCGCGAACUUUGCGAUCAGUGUGUCAGUAUUGUAGGCAAUUUUACGGAUGAGCUCAGUGAUUCCAUGCGACAUAUCAGUGUGAUCAAAGGGAGCGAGCAGCAUCUCACAACUGCCCACAGUGACAUUAAUGCCGCUCUCCUGGCAGAGAAGGUGCUACUGCGUCAGUACAAUCAACUGUAUGGCAUUCGUUCAGCGGUUGCCCCAUCCAGUGAGACAUCGCCUGAGCCCCGCCAUCAGCAAUGGAAUGCAAAGCCACAAGAUGGCAUACGACACGUGCCCUCUUGGUGCGAACGUCUCUCCACGCAGUUAGAAGAGUCGUUACAACGCGUAUUGCGACGCAUUCCCGGCAUAGUUUAUCUAUUUGGCGAGUCCGAGGGCGCCAAGACACUGUUUCUUGUGGAGCACUCGCUGCCCAUUGUGUGGAUAACCCAGGCGCUGGCUCACAUCUGCGUCGCCUCGCUCAAGGAGGAUCGUUAUGGCGUUGUGCAGGAUGAUCUACCGACGAUUAUCAAGGCGCUUCAUCGCUUAAAGUGCGAACUAGAUAAAUUGAGCAGCAGCAACACGAGCAACUUAAAAGCAGCCACAGUCAGCUUCAAUUAUCUACGUUGUGCAGUGCGACGCAGUCUUUAUAAUGUCUGCAAUUCAUUCUAUGAUUAUCUGGAGGAUAUUAUGACACCAGGAGAGGAACUCCGUCAGCUGCAGUCCUUUGUGCAUCACGGAUAA
This is a messenger RNA of Drosophila nasuta, 1947 nucleotides long. RefSeq names its product Nuclear division cycle 1 (gene Ndc1). Gene Ontology annotation, biological process: nuclear pore organization. NCBI's taxonomy places the organism in Eukaryota, Metazoa, Arthropoda, Insecta, Diptera, Drosophilidae. The coding region runs from base 190 to 1947 and encodes 585 amino acids. Gene Ontology annotation, cellular component: nuclear pore transmembrane ring. Gene Ontology annotation, molecular function: protein-macromolecule adaptor activity. The record is from RefSeq and is a predicted model, not a curated record. The transcript has 2 exons.